Messenger RNA from Choloepus didactylus (southern two-toed sloth), 1951 nucleotides. Its product is annotated as ubiquitin carboxyl-terminal hydrolase 1-like. NCBI's taxonomy places the organism in Eukaryota, Metazoa, Chordata, Mammalia, Pilosa, Megalonychidae. The record is from RefSeq and is a predicted model, not a curated record. Gene Ontology annotation, cellular component: nucleus; cytosol. Gene Ontology annotation, molecular function: cysteine-type endopeptidase activity; cysteine-type deubiquitinase activity. Gene Ontology annotation, biological process: regulation of DNA repair; protein deubiquitination.
UUUGGGACAUGACCAGAUACAGUUGGUGAUUCCACCUUUUCCUUAUAAAUUAAUUCUUGUCAGCUCCUUGGGAUUUGAAAAGAAAAUGCCUGGUGUAAUACCAAAUGAAAGUAAUGGGCUUUCAAGAGGUAGUCCAUCAAAGAAAAACAGACUUUCCUUGAAGUUUUUUCAGAAAAAGGAAACUAAGAGAGCUUUGGAUUUCACAGAUUCUCAAGAAAAUGAAGAAAAAGCUGCUGAAUAUAGAGGAUCUGAAAUAGAUCAAGUUGUACCUGCAGCACAGUCCUCCCCCAUAAACUGCGAGAAGAGAGAGAACUUGCUACCAUUUGUGGGAUUGAAUAAUCUCGGCAAUACUUGUUAUCUUAAUAGUAUACUUCAGGUAUUAUAUUUCUGUCCUGGUUUUAAAUCUGGAGUGAAGAACUUAUUUAAUAUUAUUGCAAAGAAAAAAGAAGCCCUAAAGGAUGAAGCCAACCAAAAAUUAGAUAAGGGAAAUUGCAGAGAAGAUUCGUUGGCAAGUUGUGAACUGAUAUGCAGUUUACAGUCCUUAAUCAUUUCAGUUGAACAGCUUCAGGCUAGUUUUCUCUUAAAUCCAGAGAAAUAUACUGAUGAACUUGCUACUCAGCCAAGACGACUGCUUAACACACUCAGUCUGGGAAAAAUAACAACCAGCCAAGGAUCCAAAGGACAAUCUAAAGAAAAUGAAUAUGAUCUUGAAGAGGACUUGGGGAAGUGUGAAAAUGGUAACACUUUAAAGGUUAAUGGUUGUGGACUUGAAUCUUCAGGGAAUAAUGUUAAACCCAUUAAUGUUAAUGAAGUUAAGCCCAUAAACAGAGGUGUGGAGCAAGUUGGUUUUGAGCUAGUAGAGAAAUUAUUUCAAGGUCAGCUGGUAUUAAGAACUCGUUGCUUGGAAUGUGAAAGUUUAACAGAAAGAAGAGAAGAUUUUCAGGACAUCAGUGUACCAGUACAAGAAGAUGAGCUUUCCAAAGUAGAGGAGAGUUCUGAAAUUUCUCCAGAGCCAAAAACAGAAAUGAAGACACUGAGGUGGGCAAUUUCACAAUUUGCUUCAGUGGAGAGGAUCGUUGGAAAGGAUAAAUAUUUCUGUGAAAAUUGCCAUCAUUAUACCGAAGCCGAGUGAAGUCUGUUGUUUGACAAAAUGCCUGAAGUUAUAACCAUUCAUUUGAAGUGCUUUGCUGCUAGUGGCUUGGAGUUUGAUUGUUUUGGUGGUGGACUUUCCAAGAUCAACACUCCUUUAUUGACAUCCCUUAAAUUGUCUCUAGAAGAAUGGAGCACAAAGCCAACCAAUGACAGCUAUGGAUUAUUUGCAGUUGUGAUGCAUAGUGGUAUUACAAUUAGUAGUGGCCAUUACACCACUUCUGUUAAAGUCACUGAUCUUAACAGUUUAGAACUAGAUAAGGGAAAUUUUUUGGUUGACCAAAUGUGUGAAAUAGGUAAGCCUGAACCAUUAAAUGAGGAGGAAGCACGGGGAGUGGUUGAAAAUUAUGAUGAUGAAGUGUCGAUUAGAGUCAGUGGAAAUACACAGCCAAGUAAAGUUUUGAACAAAAAAAAUGUAGAAGCUAUUGGACUUCUUGGAGGACAAAAGAGCAAAGCAGAUUAUGAGCUAUACAACAAAACAUCUAAUCCUGAUAAGGUUGCCAGUACAGCAUUUGCUGAAAAUAGAAAUUCUGAGACUAACAGUACUAAUGGGACCCAUGAAUCUGAUAGAAACAAGGAAUCCAUUAACCAAGCAGGCAUUAACAUAAGUGGAUUUGAGAACAAAAUUUCAUAUGUAGUGCAAAGCUUAAAGGAGUAUGAAGGGAAAUGGUUGCUUUUUGAUGAUUCUGAAGUGAAAGUUACUGAGGAGAAGGACUUUUUGAAUUCUCUUUCCCCUUCUACAUCUCCUACAUCUACUCCUUACUUGCUGUUUUAUAAGAAAUUGUAGAAUGAGUGUAUUUUC